Molecule: messenger RNA, 6465 nt
Organism: Acanthochromis polyacanthus (spiny chromis)
Lineage: Eukaryota; Metazoa; Chordata; Actinopteri; Pomacentridae
Gene: radil
Product: Ras association and DIL domains
Exons: 21
Coding region: 537-4145 (1202 amino acids)
Biological process (GO): signal transduction; substrate adhesion-dependent cell spreading; neural crest cell migration
Cellular component (GO): microtubule
Molecular function (GO): GTPase binding
Source: RefSeq, a predicted model, not a curated record
UUUACAGAUUUUCCAUGUGAUAUUAUUACUGACUCCUGUAUGGUGUCAUGACGUUCCUCUCCACCGGGGGGCGCCGUCUUCUUUGGUCACUCGGUCGACAGCAGGUGUUCCGAGGUGAAGUGGCUCGCAGCGCUCGGGUGUUUCCGUCAGGACUCGGCAGCAAGCCGCCGUGGAUGUGGGAAUGCGGUUGCCAGAGGCUGUGGGCAUUGGUGGACGCUCGGCGGAGAUGUACGCACGGCUGCAGGAGCCCUCAGUGGCCGAAUGUCGUCCGAGUUAGCGGGUUGCUUCUGGAAUGUCAGACGGCCAGUUCGACUGGGAGUGUUUCUGUCGGGGAUCUUCUGCCUUGUAGGGGGACGAGAGCGCAGCCAGGAAGGAUUCCCCCACACCAUGGAGCCGGGCACUGCAGGCAGCUGUGAAAGGUGACGGUGAAAUGAAAUGCAAAACACCUGACCCCCAACUAUAAACCUUUUCCUGGUGAUGCAUCGAGGUGACGAUACAUAACAAGUUGUGGAGUUUGUGAAGCCAACGGCAACAUCAUGUUCUAUGGUUCUUCGUCGGGGGCCAGUAUGUCCCUUCCAUCCAAGAGCCGCCUGAAACGCCAGAGCAGGACCUUCACACAGGUCCUGUACCGAACUCUGAGCUACAGAGAUCGUGUCCCAGCAGAAACUGGAACCAACACCCGAGGCGACCGGCGCUCCACCACUGAGCCUCCAGAGCGGCCAGCAGACGACCCAGCUGAACUCUCCACGCAGAGCUCAGCCCCUGGGGUGCUGAAGAUCUUUGGAGAUGAAAUCUGUGCAGGCGCCAAUUACAAGAGCGUCCUGGCCACGCCUCGAUCUAGUGCCCAGGAGCUGGUAAAGGAGGCCCUGGAGCGCUACUCGCUCAAUAAGAACGCUGCUCACUGCUAUGUCCUGUGCGAUGUGAUCGGACGUCUGGAGUGCGGAGGUGGCAUCGGAGGAGGGGGGUGGCGGACUGAGUGCCUACGAGCACUUGGGGACAAUGAGAAGCCACUGUUGCUCCAAGAACUGUGGAAGCCCCGAGAAGGACACGCUCGCAGGUUUGAGCUGCGCAGGAGGGCAGAGGUGGAGGAACUGAACGCCAAGGAGAAGGACACCAUCACUGCUGGGCCCAAAACCCCCCAAUUCCUGGCGGCUCUAAUGGGUCGGUCUGGGCUAGGCAAACACAGGAGCUCCCCCCUGCGGUGCGGUCGAGUGGUACAGUCUGGCUCUAAAGAUAUUAAUGCCCAGGCUCGUAAGCUCCAGAGGAACAGGGCGAAGGGGGCUCUGACUCUGCCCCGUUCCAGCAACUCAUCCUUCAGUCGCAGCCUCAGUGAGACCAGCCUCAACCAGCUUGGGAUGGGAGAGGAGCCCAAGCGUUAUUACUCCACACUGCCAGGACCUUUCAGAGGCCGAGAACAUGAGAUGGCGAGCAGCGGUCGAAGGAAGGAGGAGGGGAGUCAAGGGGGAGGAGGGGUGAGGCACUCUCUGUACCAGUCCCCCCACCUUCUGCUGCUACAGGGCUUCAAUCGACAGGACUGCCUGGUUUACCUGCUGAACAGGGAGCAGCACACAGUUGGUCAGGAGACUCCCUCAGCUCGACCCAACAUCUGCCUCUUCUCUCCAGACAUCCUGCCUCUCCACUGCCGGUUGCGUCGCGUCCCUACUGCCCGUCGCCAUGCUGUCAACAGCAGUACCAAGGGAGAGGAGCUGCCGGAGAGUCAGCGGUCCUGUGUGGCUGUGGAGCCCGUACUCAAUGCCACGGUCCUUGUGAAUUUUUCCCGCUGUGAGCGCUCUACCACUCUGCGACAUGGUGACCUCCUCUCCUUCGGAGCUCAUUACAUCUUCCUGUACAAGGACCCCACAGGUGCUAAGCCUCUGCCGGCCCAAACCCUGGCACGUCUUCGCACACUGGGGCAGUUGUACGAUUCCGGACUGGAGGAGGCUGAUGGCGGAGCUCAGACCUGUAAGAUGUGCGGAUCUGUGCUGAAGGACAGAACAGUCCAGGUGCUGAGCGCCCCGUCGGUCAGACGCACCUUCAAACCUCACCUGGUGAAGCCUCGCAGCGUGGGGACAAUGUCAGGAGGGCCACAAACACUGUCUGGAGGUGAUGGAGGAGGUAGAGGUCAAAAAAGGAGGCUACAGCUGGAGUUUGACUUGGCACAUGAAGAUCAGCUGUUGAACAGGAUUGUGUCUCUCAUAGAACCUGGAGGAGAUGACCACAAGCUGACGCCUGCUUACCUCCUGUGCAUGUGUAUACAACACUCAGCCUCGACCUUUCCACCGGGGAGUUUUGGAAAACUCCUGCUCAAGAUUGUCCGACGGAUCCAGACCAUUGCAUGGGAGAAGACAAAGGAGCUGGCUCAGAAGCAAGCUCAGCAUCAGGACCCAGCCUCCCUGUCUCUGCUCAGCAUCUCAGACUUGGUUCCAGACCUGCAGACCAUCUUCUUCUGGAUGUCCAACUCCAUAGAGAUCCUUUACUUCAUACAGCAGAGAGCACCAGCAUACACACACAGCAUAGAGACAUUGCAAGGGUCAAAGGAGUCGUUGCUAUCGGCGACCAUAUCAGCCAAUGAGGAGGCUAUGACUAUCUUGGAGGAAGUGAUCAUGUACACGUUCCAGCAAUGUGUCUACUAUAUCACCAAGGCUCUUUAUGUGGUGCUGCCAGGUUUGUUGGACUGCAAUCCAUUCCCGGUCAACAGCUCUGAGCCGUGCUGGAAAGGAGGUGUCGGGUUUCCUGAGCCAGUGCGCAGGGUGCUGCAGGUGUUUCAGAAUGCUCAGGAGCUUCUCCAUGGUUACCAGGUCCACCCCGAGAUCCAGGCUCAGAUGUUUGCGUAUCUCUUCUUCUUCUCCAACGUGUCGCUGUUUAACCAGCUGAUGGACAAAGGUCCCUCCCGGGGUUGGUUCCAGCGCUCCAAGGUGCUACAGAUCCAGGCGUGUCUGCAGAUGGUCAUGGAGUGGGCGAGCAGGUCCGGGCUGGGACAUCUGGCUGACAAAUUCUUCACCAAACUCAACAGUACUGUGUCCAUAUUGGCCACGCCACCUCAACAGCUAACACAAGCGGGUUGGCGAGCAUUGUCUAGUGAACACCCAACGCUGAAACCGGUGCAGCUCCACAGGAUUCUGACUCAGUACCAGCUCACAGCAGAGAUUGGCUCCGUCCCAGUGUGGCAACCCAGCAGUGAGGACGAGGCGUACAUAUACAGAACAGUCGACCUCCUGGAGAGCUUUGAGAAUCAUCCUCCCAUCGUCCUGCCCAGUGCUGGCUUCAGAGUGGACCUAGACAGUGAAUGUGUGGAGGACAGCAUCUACAGGCAGCUGCUCUACGUCCGACACUACCUGUGGGGACUACGCACCAAGACACAAACACACACCAGCACUCCCAGUGUGCACACACACUCCAAUGGAACCAACACAACUGACUGGCCCGAUGUUCAGAGGGAGUUGCUGCCUCCGACCCACAGCAGCCCCCAUUCUGGGGCUCCAGAGGACGAAGUGACCUCGGACCCAGCAGAGGAGCGAGGCCGGGACAGACCCUCAGGCCAAUCCCACACCCACAGCCUGAGGAGGAAUGGCGGGGUUCACCAUCAUCGGACAGCGACCUCGGACCCGUCCUGUCUUCUCACCCCUCCCAACACCCCCUUGUACCCGGAGGCAGGAGGAGGGUCUGGGCCCGUCGUCGCCACCAACGUCCAGACCAACGGCUGCACCGGCAGAACCAUGGCAGAAUAUAAAAAGACCAAUGGACUCAUCGCAAACGGACUGGAGGGGUGUAUUAGUGGGUGUGAGUUUCCUUUCCCUGUAUCCUCCCCUGGCGCCCCUUCCCUUCCUGAUGACUUGUGUGUGGUGUUUGUAGUGGAACUGGACAAGGGACCCUACGGACUGGGGAUGGGACUCAUAGACGGCCUGCAUACUCCUCUCAACGCUCCGGGUAUUUACAUCCGCACUCUGAUCCCAGAUGGGCCGGCGGCGUCUGAUGGCAGGUUGCGGAUCGGGGACCGAAUCCUAGCUGUGAACGGGACCAGUCUGAUCGGCGCAGACUAUCAAAGCGCGGUGGACCUGAUUCGUCUGGGAGGAGGUCGCCUUCGUUUCCUGGUGGCCAAAUCGGACCCUGAAGUCUCAGAGAAGAUCAGUGCCUCCUCCUGCUGACCACCUCCACAACCCAGCAGAGACGCACACAGCACGAAACGACAUGACGUGACAAAGAGCUGAACUACAAAGCCAGUUCAACAGAUCCAGACUUUCUUUAUCCAAGGUGGUUUGACAAAAACUAAAACCUCAGCGUCCAUGAAGGUGGUUUUCAAUUUUCUUUAACUCAAACUUUCUGCUUUAAACGCUCUUCACACAAAAGGAGAAGUUUAAAAUGUCAUGUGGCUCUUCUCGCAGUAAAUGAACCGAUCAGUUACAGCUGCUUCAGUCAACAGGUUCUUUUAAUAGGGAACAAUGAGGAAUAUAAAAAUGUAUGAUGGUAAAAAGCUGCUCCUGGAAAUGAUGCAGGACAGGAAUGCUGGUACAAAACUGCAAAAUGUAGCAUAAUAUAUGUAUUUUAUUAAUCAGUGCAGCUUGUUAUUUCUGACAGCUGCACAAUUAAACUUCAUAUAUUUAAACAUGAUAUUGUAUUGAAGUGCAUUUAGGUCUGACACUGUCCAAUAAUGCAGGAAAUCACUUUAAUUUGUGGCCAAAUCAAAAUAAAUAGAAUGUUACUGAUUAAAUAUUCUCUGUAAUAAAUAUUAAUAUGUUCUAAUCAGUGGUCUAUCAGCUGCAGAACCAGCAGAGUAAACGGACCAAACAAAAACAUAUUAAUGCGAUUUCUGCAUCACCAAGUAAAGACACUUCUAAUAGCCAAUUUAAAUCCAAAACUCUGAACAGAACCUGGACCAGGUUCACUCCACAGCAUCAGUUACCAUGGAGAUCUAGCAGAUAAAAAGAGAGCAACACCUUCAUGAUACUGAAAAAUGACUUUAGGCUGAACUUACCUGCAAACACACUUAUCUUACUCAUAGCGCUCAGAUACAGGUGUGCACUGAUAAACAGGGAAUACACACCACAUGAAAUAUGAAUGUCAAACCUACCGCCAGCACAGCACAAAGCCAAGCAAUCAAAGUGGAGAUGACACUCAGUGGCUCCACGCCACAGCUGCCAGACCUGCUUCCCUCCUGCUUGCUCCUACUGGGUUUGUGUAACAGACAAAAUAUGAAAUCCACUGCGACAUCAAAGGCAAGGAAAGUUGCCUAAUUAAUCAGCGUCAGAGUCGCUGAAGGUCUCGCCAGCCUGUGUGCAGUAUGAUGUGGUUUUAAAGCACAGUAGAUUCUCAUAAACCAACCCUUGCAGCAUGUGUGACUUACCCGUCUGUGUUUUAGAAUCAUUUGUUUUUGACUCCCGAUGUAAAUAGCAUGGUGAACUAGCUACCAAACUCUCAGAUGAAGGAACGGUUGAACUGAAACUGAUGCACUUUGCAGGUUUUAAAGCAACUGCGCAAACCCGUUUGUUUGACUACAACUGUCCGCUCUGCAGAUGAAACUUUUGUGAAUGAAUGUUGACUUUUGCACCGGAGAGUGAACGGAAAAGACAAGAACUCUCCCACAUCACAUUUCACCUCAUGAUCGGAUUUUACCUUUGCUGGAGAAAAACUAUUUACACUCAAAGUGGUCAUGUAGCUGCUGUUUAUUAUUUACCAUCAACACAGCAGGCUUCACACCUAGUGUAUAGUCCUGGUUGUGUACAAACUGCAGUGUAAAUAGUUGUAAAUAUUUACCGCUUUGUUUCAAAUUGUUUGGACAGUCAAAAGAGAAACUGAUUUGGGAUCUACUCCAUGUUUUUUCUUUCUGAAAUACAUUCAGACCGUUAAAUGGAGAGCCAUGUAGUUAUGGGUUAUGUACUUUCUUCCCCCCAUAAAUUGUGUAUUUACUUCAAGUUCUAUGACUGGGAGCACAAGAUGGCUUGUGCAGGAAGGAAUUGCAAAAUAGAAGGUUGCUUGAAGCUUAAAUGGUUGGUUUGCCAAAUUUAUGAAACAAAAAUGGUAUUUAUUCAUGCACAUUGUUUGUAGUUGUAUUAGUCUGCAGUCUCGGCCACCAAGCAAAUGCAUUGAAGUAUGCAGGUUCAGCUGUAAGAGUGGCUUAAUUUAUCCACCAGCUCCAAUCAGGAAAAAUGUCCAAAGAUUUAGGAUAAUAAUGAGGAAACUAAAACUCUUCAAUCUGUGAAGCCAGAACCAGCGAAUAUUUGCCGAUUUUAUUGGAAAUGAUUUAUUUUUAAUUGAUUACUUCUUUCGUCACUUGGACCUCGUUUCUGUUUCUACAUUUACACAUUGUUAUAACAUGAAAAAAAAAUCUGCUCCGUUUUAUUCUCAACUUGAUUCCAUUCGUUUACCUUCAACAUUUGUGUAACCUCAUGCAUGUUUAUUCUUCUCUGGUCAUUAUUUAUACUAUUGAUGAAGAAUGAUGGUACUUAAGAAUAAAGAUUGUUGGAUACA